UUUAAUGAAAUGUAUGCUGAUUUUAGCUUGUGUUCUCAGGGGAAGUAGACAGUUGACUGGCUAGUAACACGUUAUACUCCGACGGUUACAACAUUACAAAACAUAGGCUAAUUUGGCUUCGCAAAAAUGAACCCCAUUUACGACACGACGCAGUUGUGAAAUACCCUGUUUGACCACAAUUUCUCCGACGUAUUAAAGCGAAAUACCCACAAUAAUGGCGUGUCGUAUUUGCCAAGAUGCGGCUGCGUCUGCAGGCUAUGGGGAAGGGUAUCUAGGCAGCUAUCUGCGUGUGUUUGAUAUUUCAUGCGGAAAGAAUGCGUUUAUGAGCUUGUCACUUAGCUACAAAUAUAUAUGGUUGUGAUUAAUACUGCUAAGGUUAAUAGCCAGUAUAUCACAUAACUAGAGUAGUCAUGCAAAAUACGCCUUACAUUUUAGAUGCUGUCAAAAACCUUGCUAUAUUAGGAGACCGUACGUAAGUCAUCGAGUCGCGAUUAAUGAGGAAAUUCACUGUGUUUAUUACCCGGGAUGUGUCGCGUUUUAGCUCGUGAGAUUCUCCGCGUGCCCUUUCACUCCAUUUAACACAGUGCAUCUGGAAGGGCAUACGUCGCGUCGCACGCAGGGUCGCACUAUUUCCAGCGUCCCGAGUGCACGUGACGCUUGCUUUUCCCUCAGUCAACCUAGGUAACAACCCAUAAAUUCACGUUUGUUGCUCAGCUUACUCCAAAUAUCUUUGGAUUUAAUUGAACUUAAUUUGCUUUCAUAAAAAAACCAAUUUCUGCUGCCAAAGGAUAUGUUCAUGCUCCCUCCGGUGAGUGAUGAACUAUAGUAUGCACAUUUUCCCCAAAGGAGAACGAUCAAGAGAGGCUGCAAGCAUAGACGAAAUGGAGAGACAUACGCCUGUUUACCCCCUACCAAUGGAAAUCCAACAGAUGGAGCGGUCGGAGACGGUGUGCCAGUACUGCGGGGUGAGCUACCUGAUCCUCCACGAGAUCCAGCGGCUGCAGGAGAGGCUGCGGGCCGCCGAGCGGGAGCUGGAGGCCCGGCGGGGCGCCGUGGAGAGGGAGGGGGCCCUCAGGGAGGAGCUGCAGGAGGCCGCCGCUCGCCUGGCAGAGCUCGGGGAGUCACACCUGGAGCAGGCCCAGAGGGCGAAAUGCCUUGACCUGCAGCUGGCGGAGGGACGGGCUCGGCUGGAGAGCGUGAGCGCAGAGAGAGACGUCAUGGAGCGGGAGCUGGGAAAAGCUGGCCGCCGCUGCCAACUGCUCAGGGGGCGGAGUCAGCUGCAGGUGGAUGCCCUGAGAGAGUCUCUGUCACUGCUACACUCCUGUCGUCAGGAAUUGCGUCAGGAAGUCCAGCGAAACCACGCCCACCUGCUCACAUUCUGGGAGGGGUGGAGCGUCCAACUGCUGCAGACGAGCCGGGAUGCAGACGCAGAGCGGGCGGAGCUACAGCGAGCAGUGGGCGGGGCUCAGGCGGAAGUGACUUGUCUGAGGGAGGAGCUGAGAGAGUUGGACGAGCGCCUGGCCUCCUCCGAGAUCCGGGCCCAGGAGCUACAAAACCAGGCUCAGAACCAAGUGGAACUGCAAUUCCGGUUCCAGGAGGUCCAAACACAGCUGCUCGGACAAAAAUGUCAGCCUGACACGGUCGCCGCUGCCAAGAGGGCUUCCACCAGACUGCCGCUGAGCCAGGCCGACUGCUGCUCGCUUCCAUCUCGCAGCCCCGGCAGAAUCAGAACAAACGCUCAGAGGCAAGGCUCCUCGCGUGUUUGAGGACAAAAGCCGACAAACGGCGAAGAAAGGGGGAAAAUAAAGCGCCGCUCGGGGUUUCUGUACUCAAACUCCCACCAGCUCUGAGAUUUCCUCCAUAUUUAUUGUUUUCCCCACACACUGUCAGCGCUGUGCCAUUUCAGUACAUUUGAACAUCAAAAAUAGAAAAUAGCAGUAAAAAAAAGAAGUUGCACGAAAACCAGAUUGUCAGAUAUGCCUUCUGAAUCAAUGGGUUAGUUCCCCAUAGGAUUUAAUCUGCAUGCGUUCACAGUGUUCCUGAGGUAUUUUGAGCAAUGAGUAACCAAUUCCCAGCAUGCAAUGGGGUAACCUCUGUGAAGACCUUCUUGGACAUAAAUUUGUCCGCUAAUACCUGGGUAGCUAAAUAUUUCUCUCUCUCUCUCUCUCUUUCUCCCCUCCCCUCUCUCUCUCUCCCUCACUCACUCACUCUCUGCCCAUCCACAUCUCCUUUUCACAUUAUCCUCCUGCAGAUCAUUAUUGAGCAAAAGGUCAGGGCGUCUCGCUCUAUAAUUUUUAAACAAUUCCAGUGGAUGGCAGCAGCCAAGGUCCACUGAGCAUUCAUUGUGUGUGCAUUUCAUUAAGAGCAUGAUCUUAUUUGUGCUUGUGCUAUGUGAUCUCAGCACAUUUAGAUUUUUUUUCCUUUGCACUUGUUCAGUCUCUCAUGAAACCUAAUGUUUUUCAUUUCAGGGUCAUGCCUUGUUGGUGCUCUGCACACCUUCCAGGUUUUGGCCCCUUUUUUUGCAGUUGCAUACAGAUAUCUCAUUCUGCACCUGGAGCUGGUAGACCUUUUAUUCCCCGCUGUGUUGUAAUUGCAUGCUGAGGAGAUAGAUAAGGUGGAAGAUUAAAUGGCUUGGACCUAAAAGGCACAAUCAUGCAGUUAAGCAGAUUGUGUUAUGAGAAUAUGAGGAGAGAAGGUGGAAUAUUACGGAAGGCCAAGUACACAGGUGUCAUUUCCAGAUGUGAAUCUAGCCACUUAUGCAACUUAGAAAGGAAUCUUAAUGCUCCCAUUUUUUAAAGAUGUUUUUGCACAGUUUCCUCCUGCUAUAUUUGUUUCCAGUAGUCAGCAGGGGCACGGCCUUACAGGCCAUUACUUCAAGGUUGUUUCAACUUUUUUCUUUUUUUCAUCCUGUUUCUUUGCUCUGUUUACCAGGGGAGGGGACGGGUUGCCUGUAACAGUAGCACAAUCGCUUUGCUUCAUCCUUCUCUUUUCAAGUGCACUCGGGUUUCGAUGUUUUUUGUUUGUGUUCUCAUGCCAUUAACGAGACAGACAGUUCUAUUUCACCCAUGGUUCUGAGCAUCAGGUGUCGGUGUGCUGAAGUGAAAAAUAACAUGACACCACUCUCUUUUUUAUUCUGUGACUGAGUUUUGAAUGUUAAAACUAUCAGAAGGAGCCAAAACGCUGACAAUUUUCGAAUGGUGAGAGUUUAAGCAUGGCACCCUGUGAAUGUUAGGUGUUCCAGAUGAGCCUGUGUGUGUGGGAAGCUGAAACAGAGGAACAGUUGUGUCUUUGAAGGGUCUCUAAUGUCAGUCAAGGGUUUUAGUCCCUUUCAGUGUUCCGAAGCUCUGCUGUUUUUUAACAACGAAAGGCUCAGAUUAAAAUCACCCGGAACCAGCUGUGUUCAACCAGAGUGAUUCUUCAGUGAUUCUUAAAUUUAAUAGAUACUUAAAUCCUAUUUUUUUU
Anguilla rostrata (American eel) is the source of this 3462-nucleotide messenger RNA. RefSeq names its product leucine, glutamate and lysine rich 1 (gene lekr1). Lineage: Eukaryota; Metazoa; Chordata; Actinopteri; Anguilliformes; Anguillidae. The record is from RefSeq and is a predicted model, not a curated record. The transcript is spliced from 6 exons. The coding region runs from base 816 to 1766 and encodes 316 amino acids.